Molecule: messenger RNA, 756 nt
Organism: Suillus subaureus
Lineage: Eukaryota; Fungi; Basidiomycota; Agaricomycetes; Boletales; Suillaceae
Product: Chloroperoxidase
Exons: 2
Coding region: 1-756 (251 amino acids)
Molecular function (GO): peroxidase activity
Source: RefSeq, a predicted model, not a curated record
AUGUCGACUUCAAAUUGGACCUGUCCCCCUGCACAUACAUUCAUCCCUGCUACUCCGGGCGAUCGGCGUUCUCCUUGUCCAGCACUCAAUGCACUAGCAAAUCAUGGGUACUUGCCCCGCAAUGGACAGAACAUUGGACUUUGGCAUCUGAUACGCGCGGUCCAGGAAGUGUACAACCUGUCCUUUAUAUUUGCAGCCUUGCUCGCCUUGGCAGGAGUUCUACUUUGCGGUCACGCCUUUCAUUUGGACCUUGAUGCACUGGCGAUACACAAUAAAAUUGAACACGACGCAUCCCUCGUUCAUGCCAACGCAUUGGGUCAGCAACGUGCACCUACUGAGGUCGACCCGAAACUUCUGGAGUCAUUUUUAAGCUAUGCAGAUCCUCGAAGAGGCAUGAGUCUGUACGACCUCGCACAAGUGCGCAUAUCUCGUGAGGCCCAGCUGGCUCGUCCACUCGACUUCAUUCAUUCCCAGAUCGGGGCUGGCGAGGCAGCCCUGUGUUGGUUGCUUCUCAAGCAAGACAGUGGUCGCAUCCUGUCAAGCACGCUUUUACAGUGGUACGGGGAAGAACGUCUGCCCGACAACUGGGCACGACCACGUCAUAUUAUAGGGUUGCUCAAUGCACGUACAAAGGCGGUGGAAGUGGCAAACAUCAUGAGUAGUCUCAAAAAGUCUACUUGCCGUGGCCCACCAACGUCUUCCAACUUCAACGUCUCUUUUCUGGGCUUAAGGACAACACUUAAGUGUGAUUCAUAG